This is a messenger RNA of Platichthys flesus (European flounder), 2706 nucleotides long. RefSeq lists its product as uncharacterized. The record is from RefSeq and is a predicted model, not a curated record. NCBI's taxonomy places the organism in Eukaryota, Metazoa, Chordata, Actinopteri, Pleuronectiformes, Pleuronectidae. The coding region runs from base 210 to 2330 and encodes 706 amino acids. The transcript has 11 exons.
UGCAGUUUUCCAAACACCAAUAGACACCGAAGAAGAGGAAGAGGACUUCCGUUAGCCUGACACCGGUCUGAUGCUGUGACGGGCGCCGAGCAUCGGUGUAGAAGCUUCGGCCAGACCUGGCCCCCGACUGUCGGUAGACGUUUUAAAAUGACAGACGGGAGGAUUUAACGGAGACUAACGGACCGUCCGGGCUGAGGACAGUCUCCAUCAUGCUCUCUCAACAUCUAACACAGAGUGAGAUCGACAAUAGAGGGCGGGUCCUGUCUGCUGUGAACCCGCCUCCUGUCCUCUCAUUGGUGGAACCAAAAGGUGUUUUCUCCUCUUCACCUCCUCCCUCUGCUCGCUCUUCAUCUCCUCCUCACACCCUUCUUUCCUCUCCUUCAUCUUUCACUCGUCUUCGUCCCCUCUCUCCUCCUAAUCCCAUGUUCCUCACUUCUUCUCCUCCGGUCCCCCUUUCUCAUCUUUCUUCAUCCACUCCACUACCUCCUCCUUCAUCUUUUUCCUCCUCUCUUUCUACCCCCAGCCCUCCUGCUCCUCCUUCUGUGUCUCAUCCUUUGCCUCCUUACUUGUUGUCUCCCCACUCGCUCUAUCAUCCACCAUCUUUUUCUUCUGCUCCUUAUCCUCCUCAUGUUCAUCAUCACUCCUCUUGUCUCGUAUCCCCAAUUCCUUCUUCCCUUUGUUCCCCUGUCUCUUCGUCCACUGUGCAAAUCCCUCCAUCAAUUCCUCCUCCUCCUCCCCCUCCACCUCCUCAUCCUACUUGUUGCUCCUGCUCCUCCCUUCUUCCUCGCCUCCUGUCAGCUCACCGGUUGGAGGUUCGGCGUCUCUUGCGCGGAGCUCUUGCGUCUCUGGGUCGUCGUCUGGACACUCUGGAGAGGAGGAGCAGGAGGAACGGGCAGAAGAAGAAGAGAAUGACGGGAGGAGGAGCCUGGUGUCAAGCUCCUGCUGCCUCUUCCGCCGCCUCCUUCUCUUGCUCCUACUCAGUUAUCUCUGCCGUCCUUCCUCCUGUCUCCUCCUCUUUAUCAUCGUCAGUGAAGUCAGAGAGUGAGGAGUCAUCCACGGCUCCUGCUCUGUCUGUUUUUGACCAAUCAGAGCAGAGGAGGGGGGAGAGCAGGGGCCAUGAGGAUGAGGUGAGGAGGAGAAAGAGGAAGAACAAAUAUGUUGUAGAAGAAGAAGAAGAGGAUGCUGGGAGGUUUGUUGGACAGAUGGCGGUCUCCUUCAGAGGAGCAGGAGCAGAGAAAGAGGAGGGGCCAAUCACCCUGCACAACUUCAAACACAAGAAACACAGAGGCGGAGGAACUAGCCAAUCAGGGAAGACCGUCAGUGUUGUCAGACAAAAUGGUUACAGACCACUGCUAAUAAACGGCGUCCUCAGCUCAUCAUCCCAGGAUGACGUCCACCUUCUCCAAUCAGCUCAGAGUCUUCAGACAUGCAGCCAAUCAGAAGCCUUCGCUGUCUCACCCAGCCAAUGGUGGUUCUCUGACGUGACUCCUCGCCUCACUUCCAAUCUCAGUGCCUUCGGCCUGUGGCUCGGCUCUUCCUCGUCUUCAUUUAACCCCGCCUCCAUGUUACGGUUUUCAGUGGUCACAGUAGAGACGAUAAUGGACUCGGUUAGGGGCGGGACAUGUGGGAAUCCCCCACGGCCCCUGAAGGACUGGUCGGCCCCGCCCAGUGUGAGCAGCGAUCACUGUUAUGUGCGAACACCAAGCCGAACGUUUUCCACCCGGCGACAGCACAAGCAGCGAAGCACUCAGAGCCCCCCCCUUCCCUGGAGGCGGCCCCUGCCUCUCCCCCCCUGCUCAGCCAAUGGAUUGUCUGCUCCUUUUACUGGCAGCCAAUCAGUAGCAAGCACUGAGUUCCUAAACUCAAAGGGAGAGCGCAGUAAACGUGUCUCUGAGAUUCGAAUCCGCCGGACGACGCCACGGGAAACGCUGCUCACACCGAUGGGACUGCCAAAAGUGAAAAGGUUAAAGAAAAAGGAGUUCAGUCUAGAAGAGAUUUACACCAACAAGAACUACAAAUCCCCCACCACCAACAGGAGUCUGGAGACGAUUUUUGAAGAGCCACGGGAGAAGGAUGGAGCGCUGCUCCUGAUUGGUCAGCAGAGAAGACGCAGGGUGCUUCUCUUCCCUGACUUCACUCAGCCCAGGAAGAGGAAGAGACCCCAAGGGGCGUGGUUUCCAGGUGGCACAUUUCCCAGGAAGCGUGCAGCUGCUCGGCGACAUUGCCAUGGCGAGGGCUGCGGUGAAGAUGACAUGGACCUUGAUGUGAUGCUGGUGGAGCGACUGAGCGCGCUCGAAGACUUUCUCACACAACAGGGCCUGGAUGUGUGAACUGUGACAUCACUUCCGGUCUGCUGACUUUGGCCAAACAAACAGCUGCUAGCAUACCUGCUAACUGCCGUGUUACCCUGGUGAUGUCAUCAGGAAGGCGGUCUCAUGUUACAGGGUUUUUUCUUUGCUGUGUACUUGAUGUUUGAUUUUUUUUUUACAGUGUAGACUGUUUUAAUGUGAAUAUUUAAUAUUUUUUAUUGUGGUUGACGUGAAAUUACCUGUUCAGAGGCCACACCCCCUGAAGGUAACACUUCCACCUCAUAAAAAAAAUGAAAACAGACGCUAUCGCACGGUAAAUAUUUUUAAAGUGUAAUAUAUAUUUCUGCUGAAAGUGUUUCUAUUUUUGGAACAAAUAAAGUUUUUUCUGAUCACUUAA